This is a messenger RNA of Lucilia cuprina (Australian sheep blowfly), 2125 nucleotides long. It is a transcript of the gene Dbp73D, whose product is annotated as probable ATP-dependent RNA helicase Dbp73D. NCBI's taxonomy places the organism in Eukaryota, Metazoa, Arthropoda, Insecta, Diptera, Calliphoridae. Gene Ontology annotation, cellular component: nucleus. The transcript is spliced from 5 exons. Gene Ontology annotation, molecular function: nucleic acid binding; ATP binding. The record is from RefSeq and is a predicted model, not a curated record. The coding region runs from base 82 to 2103 and encodes 673 amino acids.
UUUUGAUAUUUUAAUUCUUCAUUUAUUUUUUUUCUACACGUGCUACUUGCAGCAGAUUUAUUUUAGUUUAUUAGUUUUAAAAUGGAACUAUUUACAGUAAAUCGCUAUGUGGAACAGGACUUGCAGGGAAAGCCAACAAAUGAAGAUGAAAUUUUACAAAAUCUCUUAAAGAAAGUGGAAAAACGUAAACGCAAACAAAUAAAAACUAAGGAACAGAUUGAUGAAGUGGAAAAUGAAGCGGUAAAGGUCAAACAAUUAAAACAGGAAGAAAGUAUAAAAACGGUAGAGGCAAAAGAAGAAAUAGAUCCCAUUAAUGAAGGUAUUGAGCAGGCUAACGAAAAUGCUGAAGAAGAGGAAACAAGUGGUUUUGUGGUAUUGGGUGAUGAGAAUGAUGCACGUAAACGUCAAAGUGUGGAAGUGGUUUUGCCUUCAUGGUUAGCUCAUCCCACUAUAGUGUCCACCAGCAUUGCCAAAACUAACGAUGAGGAUGAAAGCAAUAUCUCUCAAAUGUCUUACUUGGCUCCUCACAUACGUGGUGCUCUUAAGGAAAUGAAUAUUAGUAGACUCUUUCCGGUACAAUUGGCGGUAGUGCCAUGGAUUUUGGAGGCACACUCUAAACCAACUCCCUUUCGACCUAGAGAUAUUUGUGUCUCUGCUCCUACUGGUAGUGGUAAAACUUUAGCUUUUGCUAUACCAGUUGUGCAGUUGCUGUCGCAACGUGUGGAACGUAAAAUCCGUGCCUUGGUAAUAUUGCCCGUGGCUGAGUUGGCCCAUCAAGUAUUCCGAGUGUUUAAAAAACUUUGUGACAAAACUGAUUUGUCAGUUUGUUUACUCUCCACCCAAGUGCCCUUUCACGUAGAACAAGAGAAAUUAGUGGAGCAAUAUAAGGGACAAUACUAUUCAAAAGUAGAUAUUAUUGUGACAACACCUGGUCGACUGGUCGAUCAUUUGCAUGCUACUAAAGGUUUCUGUCUUAAGGAAUUGAAAUUUCUGGUCAUUGACGAGGCUGAUCGUAUUAUGGAUGCCGUUUUCCAAAACUGGCUCUAUCAUUUAGAUGCUCAUGUACGUACCACUUCGGAUCAGUUGUUGUCGGGUAGAGCUGCUCCCUUGUGUUAUAAUGAAUUGGAAAUAUCAAGUGGUUGUCAACCCCACAAGCUGUUAUUCUCAGCCACUCUAUCACAAGAUCCAGAAAAGUUACAAAGUUUGCGCUUGUUUCAACCAAAACUUUUCACUUCUGUUUUGGAGAGUCUACAAGAGUUGCGUCAGAAAUAUGCCGAUGCCCAUGCUGAAAACGAGUUGGCACGAGGAGAGUUCAUUGGCAAAUAUACUACACCAGCGGAAUUAACAGAAAAAUUCUGCAUAACAGAGGGACGUUUGAAACCUUUGACAUUGUUCUCUCUAAUCAAGCAAUAUCAAUGGACAAAAUUCUUAUGUUUCACCAACAGUGUAGAGUCUUCUGGAAGAUUGGCCUUUGUCUUAAAACAACUUUUUAAUAAAGAUUUAGUUAUAGAAGAACUGUCUGCCUCCAUUAAUGUCAAGGAAAGAUCAAAUAUAUUGGGUUCUUUCGCAAGAGGAAGAAUAAAUGGUGUGGUUUGUUCUGAUGCUUUGGCUCGUGGUAUUGAUAUACCCGAUGUGGAUAUAGUGAUUUCCUAUGAUCCACCGCGACACAUUAAAACCUAUAUCCACCGUAUUGGUCGUACAGCUCGUGCUGGACGUCCUGGCACAGCCAUUACCUUGUUAACACAAAAGGAACAAAAAGAAUUUGAUAAAACUUUGGCUGAAGUUGGCAAAGUAAUAACUGACGAAUUGAUCGCUUCUACUUCAAUGGAAGAAACAUAUGCCAAUGAAUAUUCCUCGGCUUUGAAUGCCUUACGUAAUAAGGUUACCCACGAUAAACGUUUUAAAUUGUUGAAAAAGGAACGUGCCAAGGAGAAGGCUUUACUGCACAAGGACACUUCUAAGAUGUCGUUGAUGGAAAAACUCCAGUUACAGGCCAGCACACAAGUUCACGAAAAAACUGAAGAGCAGCCCGUUUUAAGUAGUAAAAAGAAUCCCAGUAAAAAGUUUAAGCCUAAAAAAGAGAAGAAAAAGAAACAAAAAUAAAAUGUGUAUUAUGUAAACAUAA